Molecule: messenger RNA, 4014 nt
Organism: Andrographis paniculata
Lineage: Eukaryota; Viridiplantae; Streptophyta; Magnoliopsida; Lamiales; Acanthaceae
Product: DIS3-like exonuclease 2
Exons: 7
Coding region: 381-3698 (1105 amino acids)
Cellular component (GO): exosome (RNase complex); P-body
Molecular function (GO): 3'-5'-RNA exonuclease activity; RNA binding
Source: RefSeq, a predicted model, not a curated record
CGCCAUCUGAACCUCCGCCGACCAAAUAAUUGCUGCUUCCGUCUCCGACGUUUUCCCAUCACCCACUUUUCUUGAAUCUUGGGUUCUCCCCUUUCAAUUUUGAUCCAUCCAUCCAUAUAAAUCUGUAUAGAUUUACAUUCGUACGUGUUCUUUGUAUUCUGAUCUUAUCCACUAUAUAGAGAGGGAGACCGUACUCGACACCCCACCUCUCUCUCUCUCUAUCCUUGCUCUGUCUGACCCAUUAUUCUUCGCUUCAAUUUUAAUCUCUUCUUUUUUUUCGAGGGUUCUUCCGCGAUUUUUUUGGGUAAAGCGGAAGAUCGCUUCUUUUCAAUUGAUUUGAUCUAAUUUUUAUAAAUUUUUAUUCUUAAUCUUGGGAAAUUAUGGGGGUUUUGGUUGUUGAAUCGAACAGGGAUUUUAGUCGCCCUGAGGGAAGUUCUGCUGAUAAUGAUUUCAAAGAUAAGAAAAAGAAACAUCGGUCUAGAAAAUCUAAGCAGCCUAUAUCCGGCACUAGUUAUGAAAGUGAGAUUUGUGGGGAUUCUUCUGACUUGCAGGGAGAGAGCACUUCAUCAGAUCAUGUUGUUUUGAAUGGAAAUUGUCAACUGCCUGAACAAUACGACACCGUGACUCAUCAUGUGGGAGUAAAUGGGCAUCAUCAAGUGCCCAAAGAAGGAAAGGCAGGUGUAGACUUGGACACGAGUUUGUGUCAGUAUGCAAACGAACAUAUUGUGGAUGCACAUCAGCAAAAUCGGCAGGUGCACUCUUGCUAUGAGUCGAAGGAGGCUGCAGUUGCCAGCGAAGAUACUGUUGGACCUACCAUAGUGGCUAGGCCUAUUGAUUUCCAAGGACAUAGAAAAUGUUUUCCUCCGCAUCUAUCUAUGGAAGCUGUUUCCGAAGCAUUGAAGAGUGGUAAGUUAUUGAAAGCUGUAUUUCGUGUCAAUGCUCACAAUAAACUUGAGGCAUACUGCAAAAUUGAUGGCUUCCAAACUGAUGUUCUCAUUAAUGGUGUUGUGGCUCAGAACAGAGCUAUUGAAGGAGACACUGUUGCGGUAGUCAUUGAUCCUCCAUCUCUAUGGCCUAGAAUGAAAGGCUCAAAUGAAAUACCGAAUAGUUCAGCAUCUCAGAACAGUCGUCGUGAUGCCAUUGUACAUGUUCCAGAUUGUUCCAUUGUUGCAAACAAGUUGCAUCCUGAGAGUGAGAUUGUGUUGCCCAGUAAUGGCGAAAAUGGCCACGAGGACAGUAUGUAUUACGACUGUGCAUCAUCUUAUGGAGCACCGCCAGAUAAUGGUUUUAUGGGGGAAGUGCUAGAUAACACUUACGCUCGCGGCUGUGAACCUUGCUCACCUGCUGCUAAAGGGAAAUAUCAUAGUGAGUCAUGUGAUUCAGUAAAUGUAUCGGAAAAGUUGCGCUUCUUCACAACUCUAUAUCCAUCAAAACGUCCAACAGGUAGAGUUAUUUCUAUUAUUGAGAAAUCUCUUCGACGGGACAAUGUUGUCGGUUUUUUGAGUGUGAAACAGUGGAUUUACAACAGAGAGAAAAGAAAGAAUUCCAGGAAGAACAAAAUUCAGUCAGACCUCAGUUAUGGGUAUGUUUUUCUGUCGCCAAAUGAUCCUAAAUUUACCAAAAUGAUGUUAUCUGUAAGGAACUUGCCUGAAAGCCUAAAAAAGAGACUUGGAGCUGGUGAUACAACAAUUGAGACAGAUCUGGUUGCAGCAAAAGUCAUUGAUUGGUCUGAAGAAAGUUAUAUUCCAGAUGCAUCAGUCAUUCAAAUUUUUGGAAGGGGAAGCGAUGUCAAAGCUCAGCUUACUUCAAUUUUAUUUGAAAAUGCUAUAGAUGCUUCUGAAUUUUCUCCUGAAGUGCUUUCAUGUAUUCCCCAAGCCCCUCUAGAAGUACCACCGGAGGAACUACAAUGCAGAAGGGAUCAUAGAAAAUUGUGUGUCUUUACCAUCGAUCCUGCCAGUGCUACUGAUCUUGAUGAUGCAUUGUCAGUCGAAAAAUUAGCAAGUGGUGAUUUUAGGGUGGGAGUCCACAUUGCAGAUGUUUCGUAUUUUGUGUCACCUGAUUCAGCUCUAGAUAUGGAUGCACAGAUCCGAUCAACCAGUGUCUAUUUAUUGCAGCGGAAAUUGCCGAUGCUGCCUUCUGUGCUCUCAGAUAAUUUAGCAUCACUCAAUCCUGGAAUUGAUAAACUAGCGUUUUCCAUAUUUUGGGACAUCAAUUCUGCCGGUGAAGUUUUAGAUCGAUGGAUUGGCCGCACCAUUAUCCAGUCAUGUUGUAAGCUUUCUUAUGAUCAUGCACAGCAAAUGAUUGAUGACACCUUUGAUUUCAAGGAUUCAAAAAGUCUGAUGGUUAAUCAAUGGCCUAAAUUGUAUGGCAAGUUUGCAUGGUCUGAUGUAAUUAAAUCGGUGAAAACCCUCCAUGAAAUAUCAAAAGUUUUGAGGGAAAAUCGGUUGAAAGAUGGGGCUGUGUUGCUUGAAACCCCGAAAAUAUCCUUCUUGUUUGAUGAGGAAGGCAUGCCAUACGACAGUGUACUCUCUGUGCGGAGGGAUUCAAAUUAUCUUGUGGAGGAGUUCAUGUUGUUAGCUAAUAGAACAGCUGCGGAAGUGAUCACUCGAGCUUACCCAACUACUGCUCUCUUAAGAAGGCACCCUGAACCAAAUGCAAGAAAACUUAAGGAUUUUGAAGCCUUCUGCCAUAAACAUGGUCUAAAAUUGGAUACUUCAUCCUCGGAAAAACUCAACCGAUCUCUGGAGCAAAUCAAGAGGGAACUUUCACAUGACUCAAUUUUGUUCGACAUACUAAUGUCUUAUGCUGCAAGACCAAUGCAGCUGGCUUCCUACUUUUGCAGUGGAGAUUCAAAGGAUGCAAGUGAUCUUUCGCACUAUGCUCUGGCUGUUCCUCUAUUCACACACUUCACUUCUCCUUUGAGACGAUAUCCUGAUAUUGUGGUGCACCGUACAUUGGCUGCUGCUUUAGAAGCUGAAGAUGCUUGCUUGAAAUGUAGAAGAACACCACAUAGCCCAACCGAGGAGGUAGCCUUAACCAGAUGCUUCUCUGGUUUGUGCUUCGUGGAAGAUGUAGCAAAAUCUACCCAAGCCCAAGAAGCAUUGUCGGCUGCUGCAUCAAAGUAUAGAGUUCCGUGCACAGAAACUCUCGCUGAUGUGGCAGCACAUUGUAAUGAGAAGAAGUUGGCCGCUAGGCAUGUGAAGGAUGCAAUAGAUAAACUCUACAUGUGGGUGUUGCUUAAAAAGAACAAGAUACUGUGUUCAGAGGCCCGAGUUUUGGGUCUUGGACCUCGGUUCAUGUCUGUAUACAUUCCCAAGCUAGCUAUUGAGCGACGGAUAUACUAUGAUGAAGUGGAAGGCUUGAUAGUGCAGUGGCUCGAAGCAACAUCAACGUUGGUGUUGUCCCAAUCUUCACAUAAGCGGCUGGGCCGGAGAAGUAGCCCGGGUAAAUGUAAGACACUUGAGGAAGCUGUCCUGAUUGUUAAUCCAGCAGAUCCUAAUCUGGAAUCAAAAUCAUCCCAAGAUUUUGAGGGAGGUGAAGGCGAGCCCAAAACAUGUGGGGAUGAACCUGCUUUUUUCCCUCUCACUAUUCAUCUUCUUUCAACAAUUCCUGUGGCGCUUCAUGCUGUUGGUGGGGAUGACGGGCCACUCGACAUUGUCGCUAGGUUGUAUGUCAGUUCGUACUUCCACCAACUGUAAGGUUGAUGAACUUAUCUACAACAGUGAGAUGUUUAACAGUCGAAGGAGUUGAAGAAAUGGUCUCUUAAAUGCAUGGUUGUUUUGUCGGUAAGGAUAAUGUACAGGUAGGCGGGGACAACAGACACAGUCCACAAGGAAUUAACAUAAGUCGUAUAGCCAUGUCUAAUUGCUGUUUCUUUUUGGGAGGGAGGGUGGGUCUGUUUUUGUUGGCCACCUUCAUCCCAUCCUGGUUUGAUGACUUAUCUUACUUAAUUAGCCUUUAUUGUCCCUACUGAAUCGAUCUUUUUAUCGGGUGGAGAAUAAGGCAUUCUAUUUA